GUGCUUCCGACGGCCUUGUACAGAAGAGCAUGACCUAGGCUGAAGUAUCAGCUAAACCAUCUUUAGGUUUCACUUCAGAACCUCAGCUACGCCAUCAUGAGCUCAAGAGCUGCACACAGUCCUGUGUUCCUGGUCUUUCCUCCAGACAUCACUAUGCCCGAAUUUCAGUCAGCGGAUGCCACAGGCUCAACCUACGACUCGAGCAUGCCCUUUCCAAAAUUGCUCGCUACAAGAAUGAAAGUCUUAGGGGCUGUCCAGAUCCUGUUUGGAGUGAUGAACUUUUCUUUUGGAAUUGUUCUCCUUUUCACCUUGGAAGAUCCAUACCCAAGGUUUCCCUUUAUAUUUAUUUCAGGAUAUCCAUUCUGGAGCUCCGUUUUGUUCGUUAAUUCUGGAGCCUUUCUAGUUGCCCUGGAAAGAAAAACCACAGAAACUCUGGUGACGCUGAGCCGGAUAAUGAGCGCGCUGAGCGCCCUGGCCGCCGCGGCGGGCAUCUUCCUCCUCGUCAUCGGCUUCCUCAUAGACCGAGACUUCUUGUGCGGCUACGCGGGGGAAGUUAGUGAGUGCUACGCGGUCACCACCCUCUUCAUUGGAAUUUUGGUUAUGUUGAUGGCCUUCAGCAUCGCUGAAUUUCUCAUUUCCCUGUCUUUCUCCAUCAUGAGGGGACCCACUGAGUGUGGUGACUGUGAGGAAUGGGACGGAGCAGAGCUGUGAGAAUAAAGGCCUGGUAUA
Molecule: messenger RNA, 729 nt
Organism: Capra hircus (goat)
Lineage: Eukaryota; Metazoa; Chordata; Mammalia; Artiodactyla; Bovidae
Product: membrane-spanning 4-domains subfamily A member 5
Exons: 5
Coding region: 97-711 (204 amino acids)
Biological process (GO): cell surface receptor signaling pathway
Cellular component (GO): plasma membrane
Source: RefSeq, a predicted model, not a curated record